AUGGCCUUGUCUAGUUCCUUACUGAUGGCCCUGCUGCUGCUCAGCUGCCAGGCGACCUGCUCUCUGGGCUGUGAUCUGCCUCAGACCCACAGCCUGGGGACCAGGAGGGCCUUGAUACUCCUUGGACAAAUGAGGAGAAUCUCCCCUCUGUCCUGCCUGAAGGACAGAAAUGACUUCAGAUUCCCCCAGGAAGACUUGGAUGGCCACCAGCUGCAGAAGGCCCGAGCCAUCUCUGUCCUCCAUGAGAUCCAGCUGCACAAGGCCCGAACCAUCUCUGUCCUCCAUGAGAUGACCCAGCAGAGCUUCAAGCUCUUCUGCACAAAGGGCUCAUCGGCUGCUUGGGAUGAGACCCUCUUGGACAAACUCUGCACUGGACUCUAUCAGCAGCUGGACGACCUGGAAGCCUGUCUGAUGCCGGAGGUGGGGGUGGAAGAGACUCCUCUGUUGAACGAGGACUUCACACUGGCCGUGAAGAGAUACUUCCAAAGAAUCACUCUCUACCUGAAAGAGAAGAGGCACAGCCCUUGCGCCUGGGAGGUUGUGAGAGCAGAAAUCAUGAGAUCCUUCUCUUCAUCAAUAAACUUGCAAGGAAGAUUAGGGAGGAGGCGAUGA
Molecule: messenger RNA, 612 nt
Organism: Galeopterus variegatus (Sunda flying lemur)
Lineage: Eukaryota; Metazoa; Chordata; Mammalia; Dermoptera; Cynocephalidae
Product: interferon alpha-10-like
Exons: 1
Coding region: 1-612 (203 amino acids)
Biological process (GO): T cell activation involved in immune response; B cell differentiation; humoral immune response
Cellular component (GO): extracellular region
Molecular function (GO): cytokine activity; type I interferon receptor binding
Source: RefSeq, a predicted model, not a curated record